Messenger RNA from Aspergillus campestris IBT 28561, 2294 nucleotides. RefSeq lists its product as uncharacterized. Lineage: Eukaryota; Fungi; Ascomycota; Eurotiomycetes; Eurotiales; Aspergillaceae. Gene Ontology annotation, molecular function: nuclease activity; DNA binding. The record is from RefSeq and is a predicted model, not a curated record. Gene Ontology annotation, biological process: double-strand break repair; resolution of meiotic recombination intermediates; mitotic intra-S DNA damage checkpoint signaling. The coding region runs from base 339 to 2063 and encodes 574 amino acids. The transcript has 3 exons. Gene Ontology annotation, cellular component: Holliday junction resolvase complex; nucleus.
GUGGCUAUCCGUCUGUCCUCCCGUCGCGAUUCGAUCUCCACCGGGUUGGAGACAAACGGGUGGCGGUUGGUGAUACCUGAUCGAUCAUUCUCUUCAGGAGAUCAUUAAUUCACUUGUUGUCUGCCCCAGAAAGGGAUGGGGAUGAAAAGAGACCCCCUAAGGAAAAGAGUGACGAAAGUGACGAAGAUGAAGUCGAAGAACGAUAUCGUCACGUGAGUACGCGGCACGUGCCGGCAUCGCGACGCGACUUUGGCUUCAUUUUCUCUCUUUCUCUCUCUCUCUCUUCUUGUUCUCUCAGUCUCCACUUUUGGCUCCUCUUUUGGACCGGAGAUCCCAUCAUGCCCGAUGUCAUUGACCUGGUCUCCUCCUCUCCCCGUCCCCUCCCUCCCCCUCCCCCUACCUCCGCUACGACCGUCAAUCAAGCUCACCAUGAACCUGCCUCCAAUCCCUCGAAACGCCGUCGACUGAGCCCCGAUGCCCAGGAUCCGUUCGUGCUCUUCUCCGACGAAGAUGUCCUGCCAUCCAGACCCGCUCCGAUGCAGACAUACCCGGGGGAUCUGACGUCCGACCCCAUCACCUUCACCUCCUCCGCCCCGCCGAUCCCCCCAGACACCAUCACCAUUGACGAUGACGACGACAUCGACGAGUUCAGCGAUCCCUUCGCCGUCCCCGACCCAGCAGAUCUGUGGAAUCUCGCAACCACCGCCACCACCGCCGCCCCCGAGAUGAUCUCGCGCCCCCGUCCCCAGUUCUCAAGUCGCACCGAAAAUCUCCUCGCCAGUCUUCACAACCGAUCCCAGUCCAACGGCGUUAACGACGACGACUAUGACGCCCCAAAGCCUCGGUCCCGGCCUACGUCAACGGGGAGUCAGCCCAAAAUCCACCCCCCACGCAAGGACGGUGAAGACCGAGAUCUCCUCGACGACCCGCCAUCUCCCCGACCAGCCCCUCGCAAAACAGCUUCGAAACGGACCACCGCCGACAAGGAUGCCCGGGCCCGCGAACGGGAAGCCACCAAGGCGCAGCGAGAGCACGACCGACAAGUCGAGAAAGAGCGGAAGCAGCGGCUGAAGGAAGAGAAGGCGCGGGAGAAGCAGCGGACAGCCGACCUGGCGGCCGUCAACAAGCUCAAGAUCGACAAGAAGGAAUCCCUCCCGGAGAUGAUCGUCGACCUGGCCACCACCUUGCAAGAGACAAGUGUGGGCAAUCAAACGGCCGAGUUCAUGACCCGGCUGGGAGUCGAGCAGACCUUCUUCGCGAGCGCGAUUCCCAACGUCGUCCGGUGGCGCCGCAAGGUCCGCGCCCAGUACAACCCCCGUCUCGGAUACUGGGAGCCGUGUGUCCCCCACGUCCAAGACGAAGCGCACGUCCUCGUGCUGCUCACAGCCCAAGAAUUCGUCAACCUGGCCACCGCGACUCCAUCCACCCACCCUUCAGAGUCAUCACAUCCCGUCGACCUCCAAACCCACGUCCACAACCUCAGAACCGCCUACCCCAACUGCUCCCCCAUCUACCUCAUCGAGGGCUUAAAAGCCUGGUUCCGCAAGAAUCAAACCGCCCGCAACCGUGCCUUCCAAGCCGCCCAACCCGACCCCAUCUCCGACGAUGUCGUCGAAGAUGCCCUCCUCGCCCUCCAAGUCACUCACACCUGUCUCAUCCACCACUCCGGCACGCCCGCCGAAUCCGCCACUUGGAUCAAGACCUUCACCGAACACGUCUCCACAGUGCCGUACCGUCGCGAGCGCAUGAACGGUCAAGACGCCGCCUUUUGCAUGGAUACCGGCCAGGUCAAAUCCGGCGACAACAAGUCUGACACUUUCAUCAAGAUGCUCCAAGAGGUGAACCGCAUCACGGCUAGCAUGGCCUACGGGAUUGCAGAGCGAUACCCUAGUGUGAUGGAUCUCGUCGGGGGGAUGAGAAGGGAGGGUGUUUCUACUCUGGAGGAUGUCAAGAAAUCCGCCAACAAAAACGGCGCCCUCACCAACGCCCGCAUCGGCCCCGCCGCCAGUAAACGCCUCUACAAAGUCUUUAUGGGAACGGACCCGACAGCAACGGGUGUAUGAUAUGAUAUAAUAUGAUCUAGCCUGACAUCCGUAGUUUACUCUAUUGGGAUUAUUCUUUACGGUGUAUACCAUGUCCAAUAUCUCUAUUGGUUGCUUGAUUGAUCUUCCUUCGUUGACUGGAUUGGUUCUUUGUCUUUUUUGCAGCGUUCAAUGGGUUCGCAUAUAUCAUAUAGGUUGCAUCGCAGUGCGUUGGGUGGGUUUGUAUUAUGUUGCAUGCAUUGCAUAUGUUGA